AUGGAUAUCCCUCGCGGCCACGCAGCGAUGCCGCUCACAGAGCCUGAUUUUCUGGACUUUGUCUACAACUACUUCAAGGCUGAAUACUACCCCAUCCGGUCUUUCUGGUCUACAGCUACGGCAUUUCCCAACCAAACCCAACGAUGGAUAGCCAUGGGUCACGAAUUAGCGCCACAGGUCAUUCGGCCCGCCAACGCGCAGGCGCAAAAGGAUUUGGAGUCUCUGGAUUACUUUACAAGAAAGUGGAACCUAGACGCUAGUUUUGUAAGAGGCUUGGUGAUUAGGUUCUCCAAGUAUGAAUUGCACGAACGGCUAGAGAAGAAGCUGUACGAGUGUGCGAGACUGGAUUUGAUGGUGCGCAAAGCACUCAAGGAAAAGCACUUGAUUGAUGCAUUGUGGCCUAGUCCAGCGCCGCGAAAUAUUGCAAAGGAUUUAUUGCAGCAAGGUGUUCAGGUUCGGCAGUGGUAUGGCGACAUGUUCCACAAGUACUUCCGCGUCUUGCAUUCUAUCGAGUCGUUCCAACUCCGCCCGGAAGUCGACCACCAUAUCAAGACAAGCGGAACGCUCAUGCUUCUUCCUCAUGUAGAUCAUCUCGUGUUUGGAAAUGUGGAUCCCAUCAUUCCUAUCGUAGCCAGAGGCGCAGGGUAUGCGAAUGCAAAAGGACAUGACAGGAGGGAUAGGACUGUACCGGGUUUUGGCGAGCCAGGCAAGUUCGAGAUUAGGUUCGAUGCGCCUGCUGAAGUCACCGACACCUUCACUACGAGCGUAGUUCGGCAGUGUGAGUGUAUGAAAUGUGGGACAAAGCGAGACGUACAGGUGGUGAUAUCCGUCGAUCCAAAUCCGACCACCAGAAACGUGAGCAGACACCAAGGAGCGAGACCAUCGGCGAGAACUAGUGAACCAAUACCUCCCCGCCAGCCUCCCAGACCACAGGCUGUAACUCAGAAUGCCAACGUCCCACGGCCAUCGACACCGGAGCUCAAAAAGCAGUGUCCCCGCUGCACGUUCCUCAACGACCCCAAUCUCACCGUCUGCGAGAUGUGCGAAGCAAGCCUCCCAGAUACAACCAUCAGCAAGCCCCCCAGUCCAGUAGCAGUUACAAGAACACCCUCGCAUUCCCACUCGGUAUCCGCCCCGCCCCCUACAGCGCCCAACCCACGCCAAGAAGCUCUCAAGAAGGAACAAAGACCCGGAGCGCCAAACAGACACAGUCUAAGCGCCAGUCUCUUCUCAAUCUUCCCAUUCUCGCAGCAACAGCAACAAGAGCAUCGUGCCAAGCUGCCGCCUACGCAACAAGUCCAAACAGAGACAGCCGUGCCAUCCAAACCUCAGCAACAGGAGAUGAAACAAGAGGCGAGACCGUCUUCCAAAGAAGGCAAAAGGGCACAAGCGGCACCCCCUGUAGUAUCUCACGCAGAAUCUUCAUCAAGACAGCAAGGUCGAGCCACUACCCUACCAAAUCGCACCGACACACCACCGGAGCCAGAACUCUCGCGCCAUCCCGAAAUGACAAUGAUGCCACUUUCACCCUCACCCCCAUCAUCUGCUUCGAAACGGCCCGCACCCGCUGGUCUUCCAAGUAAUCUAAUGGACGACUUUGUGCCCGUUUCCCCAGCAUUUGUGCGAGAGGAAGAGGAUGAAGAUGCGGGAUGGGGUUCCAUGAGUCGUGAAGAAGCUAGACAGGGAGAUACCAGUAGUGAUGAAGAUGAUGAUAGAAGAGGGAGCGAAGAGAGGGGGACGGGUAUGAUAGAUUUGGAUGCUGUAGCGAGAGAGGAAGCGGAUGUUUGGGGGGAUAGAGAUGACUAG
This is a messenger RNA of Pyrenophora tritici-repentis Pt-1C-BFP, 1806 nucleotides long. Its product is annotated as DUF1421 multi-domain protein. The record is from RefSeq and is a predicted model, not a curated record. Lineage: Eukaryota; Fungi; Ascomycota; Dothideomycetes; Pleosporales; Pleosporaceae.